AUUACCGAAUUGCACCGUACCGAACAAGGGAUACGGCUGGUCAAGCCAAAACCCAGUGCGUGAAUAGCGGAAAUCCAAAAAAAAAUAGGAGAAAAAAAUGGAUAUGGCUUUUGCACGGAUUUUUACUCCGUGACGGUGUGAGUUUUUCUAUAGAAAAUGUGGUACACGGGGCAUCCCAUAUUAGAUUUUGCCGCAAAACCUGGUCGUCGGAUUACAAAUUUGGCAGCAGAUUACUUCCGGUAUUUCCAUUUUCCAAAUUUCGCAACAGUCUGACCGAAGCGUGGUGAAUUCGAAAAGUUUAAUCUACCGUGAAUUUCAUAUUUCGUGCGUUUCGUUUUUUUUGGUCAUUUUUCCUCGUCACUUUAUUUACCUUUUUCAAUAAUUUACUUUUCGCCGAGUUAAUCACUCCGCGGACCGACUCAUCCGUCACCUGCGACAGACCUUCGUUCGGGACUUAAUUAAUAUCCGGGUUAGAAUUAUUGGCGAAUUAAUAUUCGGCAAAACGACCUUUUAUUAUCCUACUUGUAUACCUGAACCGACCGCGAGUUGCCACCGAUUAUUUCAGACUUUGAUGAAUUUUUUUACUCUCUGUAACAUAUGAGGUCGUCGUUUGUAACCAUACCCCAAGAAGUUUUUUCGUUGCGUUUUUUCAUUAACUUGAGAAAUUUGAGAUUUUUAGGGAUAGAUGCUCAAGAAUGACGGGUUAGGAUUCGAGUUUUAUUUCUCUUUCUUCUAUUUCUUUACGCUCUCUUGCCCUGAGUUCAAAUGUGGCCAUUUACCCUAACAAUUUACUCCUACCCAACGUUAUUAUACUUACCCUACCGCACAUGUUUUUUACCCCGUUUCAAAUAAAUUUUGUCUCCCGCAAAGGGGAUACUCCUACCUAGGAUAAAUCCGCUCACCUAGACUAUUGAAUAUUUUAAGUGAAAGGGUUAUCUUGCCGCGGACCUCGAUUCGCCGAAUAUCCCUACCGCAGGUUCAACCCUAAUAUUGCGCCCUACUAUAUGGCGUGCGGGGUAUUUUUGAACCCGUCUGGUUUUCCAACUUUGUUAAGUCCGUUUGAAACUCGAACGACCAGCGACAACCCCUAUCGUAUUUCUAGUAGAUUUUUUCGGGGGAGGGGGAGGGGUGAGAUACUUUUUCGAAUCACCCUGCGUACUUUUCACGGUCAAUUAUAUCGGGAAGUUCGACGUCAUUGCGGUAUUCCGUAUUCCGCCGGCGUUCGCCGGAUAGACGGACAUUCGCGACGCGAUGGGGUGAAAUGUAUUUGUAUAUUUUACUGUGUAGAGAUCUGUUUGAUUACAUUAUUCGUUCUAUUCUAUUAUUAACGCGGCGUAGUUAGCGGCGGCUAACUCUAGUUGGCAGCUAGAUAUUUCCGUUAUUUAUCCGUGACAUCAGCUUCCGCCCAGAAAUUCUUAAAUUCGUCGUCGUCGUCUCUCUCUCUCUCUCUCUCUCGAUUUGGUGGCGAUAUCGCCGGCGCUCGACCUUGGUCCGCGACGAAGAUCUCGUCGAAAAUUGGCGGAACAAAAAAUCGGCAAAUUGUCGCGGAGGGUUCGAUCUCGAAGCGAACGUCUCGUCGGUCUGUCGGGCGAAAGCGAUAAUUUCGAAAAAGUCUCUUUCGACCCCCCUGCGGCAGGUCGGGUGACCUUUGUUCGCCAGGACGUAGAAUCCUCAAUCGGUGCGGACGGAGGGUGGCGGUUCUUCGGCUGCAGAAAUGGGGAGAGUGUGAUUUUUCCUUUUUUUUUUUUUUCUUGUUUUUUUCUUUCUUACCGCACCUCGUAAAAGUUGAGCGACUCGAACUCGCACCAGUUGCGCUCCGAGUCGUUUCGCGGUCUGAGAUAUAUAAGUCGGUUCAGACCGUGGAGACGGAGAGGGAGAGUGGGAGAGAAGGCGAAAAAAACUAAAAAAAAAACGAAUAAAUAAAAAAGGCUGAUAAAAAUAAAAAAUAAAUAUACAAAAAAAAAAAAAAAGAAAAACUUUCAAACUUCACCGAUAAACGGAGCUCCGACACCCACUGAGCUACUUUUUGGUAAAGAAGAGAUUUUCGUCUGUACAUAUACCCGCCGAUUGACUACCCAUAUCGAGUAGAGGGGAUGGGGAGCGUCGGUAGCAACGCAACGGGUACGACGGGGGCGUCGACGACGACGAUGGGAUCUGCCAAGGUGGCAUCGGUCCCAGAGGCAGCGCCGACUCUCAGCGAAAGAGAACAGCUCAAGAUCGAGUUUUACAAGACUUACGACGUGAUGACCGGCGUCAGAAUCGCUGCCACCCUCGGCGGGUUCUUCGGUCUGAUGGUCCUUCUCGUUGUAUAUAAAAGCAGAUGUAAGUCCAGUAAACAGCUCGAAGACCCUCAAUUGACCGCAGCUGCUGCAGCUGCUGUCGCGGAAGCUGAAGCCGAAGAACAGGCGUUAGCAGCAGCCUUGGAAGCGAUAGCCAGGUUACCACCUAGGCCAGAUCGUGGCCCAAGACGUUCCUUAUGCGUCGAGGCGAGUUCGUCACGCGCGACCUCCGUACCGAGGUUCGCGUCCGUCGGGGGUGGCGGCGGUUACGACGCUCUUUUGGCACCCCCGAUGCGACAUCCGCAUCUUUCGCUUCCGGGUGAUCAUCGUCGUUGCAGUUCCGUGACUUGCAGCAGCACGGCGAGUAGUUAUCUCGAAAGGAGGGGUUCGGCGAUGACGAUGCCCUGCCUUCCGCCACCCCCGAGGUUCCCUAAGCACGCCGUCUACGACGAACCUUGGGAUCUGUACUAUCCGAUCGACAUUCAGGUGAUCCAGCCAACUCCAGACAUGUCCCCGUGCGGAAGUGAGGCCGGUCUUUACGCUGGAGCAAUGGCGAUGGGUCGUACCUCUGGUCGAAGAGCACCUUUGGCUUCCAUGGGCAGCGUGGAUCCCCCAGAUCCAGAUUCUCGAUCUCUGGGUUCAGAUUCGGUCUUCCUUGACGAGGAUGACGUUGACGUUGACGUUAACGUCGACGUGAACGCAGACGCUGGCGAAGACUGCGACUGCCUCGACACAGAGGAUGAAGUUUCAGGUUUUUCGACCGACUCGGAUACGCCCGGGCCAAGCUGUCGUAGAUUCCUCAGAGUCCCACCUAGGAGAAGACAGCUCCCCGAAAGGUGGGAUGGCGCAGCUGGAUGCGUUCCUAGACGACGAGCGAGCGCUCCACCUAGACCCUGUCGAACAUGCCUUACGAUCAGCGCUUCCGUCGAGGCGCCUAGAUCGCCACCUGCGUCAACGACAAGCAGCAGCAACAGCACCGAGUCACCACCUCACACACCGCCGAUCGAGCUGAGGCAUCGUCCUCCGGUAACUCUGCCAUCCGCACCGCCCGCCUGGUCCCAGGAGACACUUUUUUAACUACCAACAUUUACUCAUUAGGAAUUUUGCAGGGUCGAGUUUAGACUAUAAAGAAAAAAAAAAAAAACAAACAAAAACAAUCAGAAUUAUCUAGUACGUUUAAGUAUUUAUACGUACGUGUAUAAGAGUAAUAGAAGAGGAAAAAAAAAAAGAAUUUAUAUAAACAAAAAGAAAUACCAAAAAAUAUAGAGAUAAAAGAAACGUGUAUUAUCCUCAGAUGUACAUAGAUGCGGUAUAUUUACGCACACCGAAUUUCGAGGGGCGGGUGAAAGAAAGGUGAAGAAGAAUAAAUCAAAUUAUAUAGUGAAGUGAGUCGAAUGGAAAAAUAACGCUUGGUAAAUUAUGGGGAAAAGCGCCGCGGUGUUUGGCUGACAAUGAGUAAAUGUGCGAUUCUCUCUUCAUUAGUUCGAGCCGACCUUCAAAUUGUACAUUCUUUUUUUAUCAGAACAACGAGAUAAGAUAACGGUAAAACGAUUACCCUAUCAAUUUCUUGCGGCAACUACGGAACGCGCUGAAAAUCACAAGCCCCCCAAAAAAUCGGAGAGUUGUUCUCUCUUUUUUCAGUUUUAUUCAUUAAUUUUUUAUGCUACAUCUAAUUGCAACACAGGGACGUUGAUUUUUCGAAAAUUCUCCUUACCGAUAUCGUGAGCCUUCCGUAAAGUAUUACAAGAGUUAAAAAAAAAAAAACAAAUUCAUAUUGUUGCUUUUAUAUAACCUGUUAUAUUAUAUAUACAUGUAUAGGCGGUCUUCUCCGUAUAAUUGUGAUAAUUUUAGUACAUAUAGCUCCCUGUAUCUAUAACGAACCUAAAUUCGAUCCUGCAGGAUAUGUUAGAUAUAACGCUUGUAUAAAAUAUAUGGGGCGGCCUUAUGGUGUGUUAAUUAUAAAACGCUGAACAUGGACCUUGACGAUUCAACAACUAAUAGGUAUAUAAAUUUAUUUUUGAAACGAAUAAAUUAUCUCCGAUAAUAUUGAUUUAGCGAAGAGGUGGAUUGGAAAGUUACGGCUUAAUGGGAUUGAAAUACCUCGUAGACUGUCGACGUCGUUCAUCCUUGAUGUAGGUAUGAUAAAAACGAUAGUUUCAUAUUUUAUUAUUAACCAAAAAAGAGAAAAAAAAAAAAAAAGAAUCGUCCAGGUCGAGCUGGACGUCCCAAACGUUAUCGUCUAGCGUCGGUUGUUAAGACUGUUUAAUAAAAUAUACAAAACAACACACCCAUACGCAUCGAUACGCAUGUAAUAAAAAGGAAGUGAAGCAAUCCUAGACGAAGAUGCACCGGCAACGAUACGAGUAAAAAACCCAAGAUCAAAUAUAUCUAAAGUCGUUUUAUGUGUUGGUGCGACGCGGUAGUGUAUACCUGUUCGGCAGAAUUGUUCGUUGGCAGAAGGAUAAUCAAAGAAGAAUAAAAAAAAACAGAAACAAAAGACAAAGUCGUAGAAAAAUUUGCAAUACACAUACGUAUGUGUGAUACAAAAAAAAAAAAAGGAGUGGACGAAAAAAAUAUGUUAUCGUCCAAAAUUUUUUCGCCCUGGCAGCCAGUAGAAUUUUAUUAUAAACGCGUGUGUGGUUAGUUAUCCAAUAUCACCUCGAACGUUUGCGACGGCUCUAGGAUUCUUGCGAUAUCUAUAUUUCUUGAAUUGUUUUACCAAAAUUUUUUUCUUAUCCCUUGUCUCGUGUUGACUUCUCAUUAUCGAUGAACGAGAAAAAAAAAAGCGGAGCGCGUUUCAUCGUCUAGUUUUACCUUUUUGGUAUAUUUUUCUCCGAGGGAUUUGUUCUGCCGAUUCUAUGGUUUUUCGUUUUUCUUCGAGAGGAGAUCGGGGAAGGGAGAGGGAGAGGUGAAUUUUCGUACGCGUGAUUUGCACCGGAUAAAAGGUCUUACCUCGGAUCGUUCACCGCAGUAUUCCCUCAAGCAAUGAGCGGAAAAUAUGCCCCGCGAUAGAUCGCUACCCAUUCACCGCAGAACGGAAUUCGACGCUCGAAUUAACACGGUAAACAUCAUUUUUACCGAAGGUAAAUUUCGACGAAAUUAUGUCGUACAUCACUCGUGUGUACGGACACAGGAUGAUAAAGUAUGCAUGUGAGACAGCGGCCGGAGAAAUAUAAACUUUCCAAAACUUAGCCACUAUAAAAUUCGGCCCAUGGGGGUGGGAGAAAAAAGAAAAGGAAACUUCAGAUUACGGCUCGUUUGGUAGCCAGCGUAUGUUGUCCAAAAAUAUUUUCAAUAAUGCCAACAUCGAGUGGAGCGUAUAAAGAUACGAAUGUAAGUGUAAUAGUUAUAGGUGCAGCUAUACCUUGUACAGUAAGAAGGCUAAACGCCGCGCCAGCUGGAAUCUGAGAGCUGUUCGAUAUUGGAAAUAUUUGAUAUUGCGGUCGCGACUACGCCUAUCUAGACGGGAUGUGGUACAUCCGAAGGGGAAAAUUUUUAUCUCUGUACAUCGUGAUGUAUAAAGGCGUCUGAUGACAUUGCAGCCCUGCAUAUACUGUGUACGUACGUACGUAGAUACAUGUCGUAGCAAUCUUGAAUAUCCUUUUUCAAAAAAAAACCGAGCGUUCCAUUAUUUGGCCUGAAAAUUGUUUGCCACACAACGUUUUUCACUCUACUCGAAUUUCCUUACAUAAAUUCCGUUGAAUUUUCAUUCGAGCUGCACCGUAACUGAAAAUAAAAAAAAAAAAUAAAAAAGAGAGAGAGAAAAAUAAUUUGCACCCCGGUCGAUUAUAGCUGCGGCGUUAUAUAGCUAGUAAGUCUAUCAAAAUUGUGGUUGGUAGCUGCGGUUUACUUGCGCUGUACGAUAGAAACGAUGUACACGUUACACAGUGUAUUACCUAAUUCGUUAAAUUAAAUUCCAUGGCGAAGAAAAUAGAAGAAAAAAAAAGGAAACAAAUUUGCACUCCAUUAUAAUCAUGGCUCUAAAAUUUACUCUCUCGCUCCUCGUUUUAUUUUCAAGUUUCACCGCUGCCCCGUAAAGAUUUAGGUAUCGAAAUUUUUGGACUCAUAAAAUCUGUGCUUCAGAAAAUCAACUUCUUGCCUAGAGAAUAAUUUACAAACGGAUAGAACACAUUGAAUAAUUUCGAAUCUUAGAGCCGUCGAGUCGUCAGCGUUUGAGGUAUUAAUGUUAGAUAUGGUUAGGCAGCGAGCAGGAAAUUCCUAAUCAAAGAAAAGUAAAGAUUAUAAUAAUAUAAUGAAGAGAAUUAAAAAAAAAAAAAAAAAAUCACUAUAAUAUGGAAAUAAGUAAUUAUUUUUAUACAAACGUGAUGAUAAUCAAAGCCGCUUUCAUCCCGGGUCGGGAUGUCGCGGCAGCCUACUUAAAAAAAAAAUUGAAAAAAAAAAAUAAUAACCUAAUAAUAAUCAAAAAAGAAAAAGAAGAAAAAACGCUACAUUGAUAAAAUAAAAAUCAGAAAAAAACACACACACACACACACAAAUAAAAACAAUAUAUUAUGCUAACAUGCGUGUAAAAUAUGAUAUAUAUACAUCUAUAUAUAUAACGUUAAACAUUUAUCGUUAAGUGUAAAUUAUUAAUAAUAAAACUAAUAGCGAUAAUAUUAACAACAAUUAUAAACGACGAUUGGAGGGGGAAAAAAAUUCAAGUAAAAGAGACAAAAAUAAAAAAAAAAUCGCAAUCAAGUAACGUGUAUAGGUAGUUAGGUUCACCAAUAUUAUUGUUAUUGAUCGUAAAUUACAUUGAAUUAUAUCAUAUUGUAAGUGUAUAAAAAUAACUUUGAUUAUUAUCGGAUAGCGAUCGGUUUACAGUAUAGUAUACUUAUCCUGUGAUUAUCGAUAUACAUUAUACAUACACAUGCAAUACCUUCCACAUGUCAAUCCGUUGUAAGAUGAAAGAGAAAAAAAAAAUAGAAAAAGCAUAAAAAAGAAAAACUGUUAAAAAAGAAAAAAAAGAAAUCGCAGACUAUGAUUUCAACGAUAAUAUUUUAUAUUAUCUGCUAUACGGUCGUUACAUACGUGCAUGAAGAGAUAUGCACGUCAUUAUAUCCGCACCCGCAGGGCUGAUCCUCGUAGUGACCUGCCAUGCAAUGGGUAUAAAUAUAUACUUAUAAAAGUAGAUGAAUAAAUUGAAAGAUUGAAAGAUCGAUAAAUAUGAAAAAUAAGGACAAAAUUUGAAAUUUGUUAAAAAUAAGCGAGUUAAAAAUGAUGAAUAAAGGGGGAUAAGGAAGGGAAGUGAAGGAAAAUCAUGUGCACGUACGUACCUGCAGCGUAUUUCACGGUAUAUAUGUUAUACAUUAAAUAUUAUAAAGAGGAAUAUAUAUAUAUAAUACAUAGAUAUAUAUAUAUAUAUAAAGCGAACAAUAAAAAUACGAAUUGUAUGGAUUCUAUAUAAAAUGAGAGUAUAUUACGUUAUAUUCGAUGUGUAUUCGUGUAUCUUGUGAAUUGCGUGUAAUGUAUGUCUCUGUAACUCUUCGUAGUAGGUACUAUGUACUGUUAAAAAAACGAGGACUGGCCGAUCAAACGACCAUCGAUUUAUUUUCUCGUUGUCUCUUUUUUUAUUUCAAUAAAAUUACACAGGUUAAAUAUUUAUUCAACGAAUAAAUGAAUGAACGAAAAAAGACCAUUAUAAACCUUCAAUUUUUGCAGCGCACCGCCGUGAGGGAUGUGUAUGACUUGAAUUUGAAAAUUUUCUAGCCAAGACUACACGAAUUGAAUAUAUAAAUUUAAUACCACCUUUAUCGAUUGUGCGAUUCGGUGAUCGGCUUCCCGUUUCUGUUGCGUUUCUCUGUUUGAUAAAAAUCAAAUUUCAAAGAAGAAUAUAAUAAUAAUUGAUAACGAUAAUAAAAAUGAUAAGAAAGGCAACUAUCGUUCUGUAUAGCGAGGUCUGUUAUAUACCUGUAUUGUUAAUAUUACAUAGCUAGGUGUACAUAUUGAUAAAAUAUGAAAAUAAUAAUAACGAUGAGAAUAAUAACAAUAGUACAGUCUAAUAACGUAUUAUGUAUCUAACAAUCAAGAAAGAAAAAAAAAAAAAGGUAAAAAUUACAGUAAAAAUGAACAAAUAAGAUAGCGAGCUGAUAAGAAAAUGAUUGAAUUAUACCUAUUAAAAGAACGCGAGCUUUUCAUGCUUUUAUAUAGAAUAUUAAAUUAUAUACGGUUACUUUAUAUUUUACUAAUUCUGUAAGAUAAUUAUCUUGUAAAUUCGUCGUAUUGCGCAGGCAAUAAGAUUAUAUUAUUUAUUUUUUUCCAAAUUUGGAAACAAAAUGUCAUGUUACACAAUUAUCGUCCCAUUAAUUACGGAUUUGUUCGAUAAUUUUGAGACAGAUUUUAGCGAGUGGCGGCGGGGUCAGGGAGGGGGGAGGGUGCAGUUAAUAUUUGUGCAAAUAUUGCAGUUGGAAAUCUAAUGAUGUACAAUAAAUUUGCGUUAAACGAGAGUUAGCGGCACAUGUUUUCACAUUAUUAAUCUUAGACUCUGUAAGUCCUGCCGCCUGUUUUGCACAAUUAUUCGAGUCUAUAGAUCCAGCUUUUAGGUUCCGCAGCUGCUGUCGCGCGGUAAUCUACAGUCCACGAUAUCAGACUUGGGUGCUAUUAAUUUUACCCUGUUUCAAAACAAGCUUAGAAAUUCACGUGAUUCACUGGCGUUCUAAUCUACAAAACUUUCGUUUGCAUCCGACGCUUCGCCAGAUAUUAUAUUAUACACAGGUUAAAUACCUGUAUAUCGUAUAGUAUAUUAUUUUGCCAAAAUCGCGUGCAAUGCGCGUGCGGUCGUCGCCUGUAUAUCCGAUCUAGAGUGACCGUUAAAACCACUUGUUAUGCUCUCACGUCAUUCGAUAUUCAUGUUACGUUCACCAUGAAGAUAUUGUAUAAAUUGCCGGAAGCAAAAGAAGAAAUUAUAUGAAUAAUUGAAUAAAUGCGAGAUUAAUCAUGAUUUGAUUUUCUCAUCUUACCAUCGACGUAAUUACGUCUACGUAAGUGAAUUAUUUCGCCGGAGCAAUAAUUGUUCUCUAUUUUUCCCGUAUAAAUAAAAUAUUAAACAUACCUUGUAGCGUGUAGGUACUUAAAAAUUAAAAUAUGUUAUAAAUAUAAUCUGGAAUUUACUUACGUUUUACGAUUAGUCAUUUGCAGGGUGAACACAUACUAUUUAAAGCAUAUAUGACAUAUAUAGUUACACACCUAUACCUGUAUGUAAAUAUAUAAAAUUGAAGUCGGGUGUCUUGACUUUAUAAGGAGCUUCAACUCGCAAGUGCUGCCGAAUUGCCAAAUGUAACAAUCAAAUACACUCUAUACAUGAAAAUUCUACGACAAAAGAAAAGAAAUAUUAAAAAUUAAAAUAAUUAAAUCAGAAAUUUAGGUGAAGGAAAGAAGGGAUGUUGUAACAUUAAUAAUAAAUGAAAGAGAAUUGCUCUGUGUACAGCUCUCGUGUUUAAUGUAUACUUGAACAUAAGUAUAUAUACAUAUUAUAUAAAAAUACCACAUCAUUAUAGAUGUUACAAAAAAAAAAAAGUAAGAGAUAAAAAAAUACUAUUUUUCUUCGUGCCUUUCUAUCGCACAUCUUCCAUCGUCGAAUUAUUAUUAAUUUUUAACAUACUUUAAUUUAAGCUAUAAUAGCUGCAGCUGUUACCGAAAAACUUUACAUUUCUCAUCGCCGUUACACUCCUUCCAUUCAACUUUUCCAAAACCACCACCGUCAAUUUAUUCCAUUAUUUUAACCACCACCACCGGAAAAAAGGAGAAAAGUUACUCGUAUAAAUAAAGAAACAAAGAAAUAAGAAAAUAAAAUUGAUAAAAAUAAUGAAAACGGAUGAAAUUAUCCUGCCGACGCGGUAACUGUACCUGGCAGGAAUAAAUUCUUUAUAAAUUAUACAAAAAUAUUAUAAUAUAAUGUCAAUAAAUCUUGUCGAUUAAAA
Molecule: messenger RNA, 10198 nt
Organism: Athalia rosae (coleseed sawfly)
Lineage: Eukaryota; Metazoa; Arthropoda; Insecta; Hymenoptera; Athaliidae
Exons: 7
Coding region: 2094-3356 (420 amino acids)
Source: RefSeq, a predicted model, not a curated record